AGAGCUGGAGAGAGAGAGCGCACGAGCGGACGCGUAUUCACUGAGAGAGAGAAGAGAUUUGAAGAAAACAAACACCGCAGCGGAGGCAGAUUGAGGGAAGGAGGGAGCUUCACGUGAGAGAAAGAGAAACAACAAAAGACACGGGCACAAAGUAAGAGAGAUAGAGAGAGAUAGAGAGAGUAGUGGCAGCGUUUGCGCUGGUCUACUCGGUGAUCUGUCUCCAUCUGGGUGCCAUCUGUGUCUCUGGCUCUGGCCUUCGCCACACUGGAGCUCACAUAUGUGGGAAUGCAAACACAUGCCUGACAUAUGAAGGCGUGGAGUCACAGGACGAGACAAAAAGGAAAGGAUAAGAGAGCAGAACACCCCGCCACGGCAGCUGACUCCCCCCCGCCCCCCCCCCGAGGACCGAGGAGUUGACUCUACUAGAGUGGAGACAGUAGAGAGAAGAAGAGCCCUGCCAUGCCCGGUUCUCCUGUGGAUGCUAAGACUCAUUCUAGAUCAGCCCCCAGCAGCAGCACCAGCUCCACCAUGCCUCCUCUGCCUUCUGUCAACUCCAGCGGCCCCCGCCCGGCCUCCUUUUCCACCACAGCAUUGACCAAUGGGAAUCAUCAUUCCCCACCAACCCUGAAUGCAGUGCCAUCGCCACCGCAGCGUUACAGCAACGGACCGUCCUCUUCCUCUUCCUCCUCGCUGGCCAACCAGCAGCUGCCGGCCACGUGCGGCGCUCGCCAGCUGAGCAAGCUGAAACGUUUCCUGACCACGCUGCAGCAGUUUGGCAACGACAUCUCUCCUGAGAUUGGAGACAGCGUCCGAAGCCUCGUUCUGGCCCUCGUGAAUUCGACAGUUACCAUCGAGGAGUUCCAUUCGAGGCUUCAGGAGGCCACAAACUUCCCUUUACGGCCCUUUGUUAUUCCUUUUCUCAAGGCCAACCUGCCCCUUCUGCAGAGAGAGUUACUCCACUGUGCACGGGCAGCCAAGCAGACCCCGGCACAGUACUUGUCCCAGCAUGAGCAUCUCCUGCUGAGCACCACCAUGGCCUCCUCUCCGGACUCCUCCGAGCUGCUGAUGGAGCCUCCGGAGGCGGUCACCAAGAGACACAGCCCCAACAGAGCCAAAGAGAAUGGUUUCCACGAACGUGAACGUCCGCCCCCGGCCAUGGAGCCCGCCGCCAAACGGAUUUGCACCAUCAGCCCCGCUCCCCGACACAGCCCCGCCCACCCGCUGCCCCUCAGCGCCCAGCUUCACCCGACCCCUCCGCCCUUGCAGCACUACGCCCUGGACGACAUCGCAGCGCCGCACAUCCUGCACCGCGAGCACAGCCAGCGCAUGUUGGAGAUCCGCGAGCUCAAAGACAGGCCCAGACUCCCUGGCACUAACGGGGGCUACCGUGAGGAGCCGGUGGACCACAGACUGACAGACAGAGAGUGGGCUGAUGAAUGGAGGCAUCUGGACCAUGUGUUGAACUGCAUUGUGGACAUGGUGGAGAAGACACGGCGGUCAGUGAGCGUGCUCAGGCGAUGCCAGGAGUCGGAUCGCGAGGAGCUCAACUACUGGAGACGGCGUUCGAGCGAGCAGGAGGACCCACGUAAAGGAGGCUCGGGCCCCGCUCCCUUCUCGAAGACACACAGCCCCCACUCCGCAGAGCCGGAUUCCCAGCGCGACUUUGCUCCACGGCCAGGCGCAGCAUACGUUACAGAUGAGAUCUGGAGGAAAGCUGAAGAAGCGGUGAAUGAGGUCAAGCGUCAGGCCAUGGACGAGGUUCAGAAGGCCGUCGCAGAGGCCGAACAGAAGGCCUUUGAGAUGAUCGCUUCUGAGAGGGCCAAGAUGGAAAAGACUCUGGUUGACGCGAAGAAGAAGGCUAAAGAGGAUGCCGUCAUGGUCAUCAAUGAACAGGAGGACUCCAGUGAGUGUUGCUGGAACUGCGGCCGCAAAGCCAGCGAGACGUGCAGCGGCUGCAACGCCGCGCGCUAUUGCGGCUCCUUCUGCCAGCACAAAGACUGGGAGAGGCAUCACCUCAUCUGCAGCCCAGGACUUCAGGCUCAACCCAAACCAGUGUCUGCCAUCACGGCGAGCAGGGCGGCGGCCGCGGCGGCGGCGGUAGCAGCCGGGGUGUCUCCCGUCUGUCUGGUCAAGGCCCCCGACAGCGUCCCGUCAGCCUCCAGUCCCGGAGGAGACAAGGCUUCGGUCGCUUCUCGCUCCUCCACCCCCUCCACCCCCGCCUCCGGCCCUGAAACCAAUGGGCACUAGGAGGCCGAGGACACCAGUGGUGAACGUGUCACCUUUCCGCUUCCCUGCUGGGGAAGAAGUGAAUCAGCAGCAAGAUGGGAACUAUUUGUGGGUUAAGUUAGGACAACAGAUUUUUCAUCACACUCUUUGGAAGGAAAAACAAACAAAACAGAUUAUGGAUGACUGUUUGAGUGUUAUGUCAACUGGGACUUUGGCUUUGGGAAAGAACAGAAGGGAACGUCUCGAAAGCAUCUAUUGGAUGAACAGAUCUCCGUAACAGAUGGAAAUGCGUUUGUCUUCGUCCAAAAAAAACAACCAAAUCUUGGAUCUGCAAAGAACUGCUUUUUAUCUCUGGAAGUUAUUAAAGAAGGAAUAUGAAAAGAAAGGGGGGAACAAAGCAGUGAGGUAUGAAGGCGCCUCCCCUCACACCCAUAUUCUCACUUUGUUGUGUAUAGAUUUAAGAUGGCGAGGUGGCGGUGGGAAAUGGAAACGGUGUAAUAUUACCAGCCAUAAAGCAUCUGCCUUCUUCUUCCUGUAGGAAAGUCUGCAGCUCCUCCUGUAUACAUAAAUAUUUCGCCAAACUUCUUCUGUCAGGUUUUCAUGGAACCUCCUGUAUACAUAAAUAUUUCGCCAAACUUCUUCUGUCAGGUUUUUCAUGAAUGCGUGUGUCAAACAGUCGUGCAAGUUCGUGAAUAUUGUACAGCAUAUGAUAACGUUUGUCAAAGCAAUAUUAAAAGUGAAGUGUUCAGGUAUCUCAAGCCGUUUCUGCAUCACCAAAGUUUUCAGUCGCUAGAGAGAGCGAGAGAGAGAGACACGUUUCCAUCGCCUGUAAAUGUCUUGUGAACGAUAUGUUAGUUAUACACUAACCCCGCAUCAUAUCUACUUUUAUAAAGAGCCUAACGAGGAGCGCUGGUGACUAUCUUUUAAUUUCUGACCAGUCUUCAACGAGCAGAGAGCAAGGUUGAGGGUGAGCGCAGGAAGGGGAAGUUAAAACGAUGUUCCACUCUGGUCGCAGUUUAAUUUCGGCCCUCGUUGGCGUCACCACGGCGGACUCGGACGUUGCUCCAGAUCUUCCACCAUCGCAACAUUUGCAUCAGGGGGAUCGUAAUGCAGCUCUUCAAGGACCGUUUUUUCCACACAACGCAAAGAAAAUGAAUGAUGGUUAAAUCUUUUUCUUUUUCUUCAUUUGAAAUAAUCCCCCCCCCCAAAAAAAAGGGUGAACAUUGUCACUGAUGCUCCCGUUGCCGUGUGGCGCAGGUCUAGAGCAGCGACUCCGACCCACGGAGAAUCUCAGGAGGCAGCUAAACUGUAUUUGUAUGUACAGAUCAUUCUGUUCUUUUCUCUUUUUUUUAAAAUCACAGUUGGGUUCAAGUCCAAAGUUUAGAGUGGGACUUUUGAUUUGUCAAACUCUGCUGUGACAACCGAGACAUUGUUCUUGUUUUUUUUUUUCUUUCUUCCGUUUGUUGUAAGAUGUACUUUGUAAAGAAUAUUAUGAGAGAAUGCCUUUAUUUUGUGAGCCACGAUUUUCUUCGUUCUUUUAACACGUUCUUUUGUUUUGAGGCAUAACUUCAUACGACAAAAAGAUAUCUUGACAUGAAGUAUGAAAUAAAUAAAUAGAAUUACCUCA
Molecule: messenger RNA, 3853 nt
Organism: Cyclopterus lumpus (lumpfish)
Lineage: Eukaryota; Metazoa; Chordata; Actinopteri; Perciformes; Cyclopteridae
Gene: cbfa2t2
Product: CBFA2/RUNX1 partner transcriptional co-repressor 2
Exons: 11
Coding region: 460-2247 (595 amino acids)
Biological process (GO): DNA-templated transcription; negative regulation of DNA-templated transcription
Cellular component (GO): nucleus
Molecular function (GO): transcription corepressor activity
Source: RefSeq, a predicted model, not a curated record